AUGACAACGUCUGUGCAGGGAAAAUCCGCGCUUGUCACUGGCGGUGGCUCGGGUAUCAACUUGUGCUUUGUGCGUAUACUCCUGGACAGUGGAUGUUCGGUCCUCAUUGCCGAUCUCAAACUGCGGCCCGAAGCUCAACAGCUCCUGAAGCAAUAUCCGUUCCCUGGCGUCGAUGGCAAAGCUGGAGUCUUAUUUCAAGAAACCGACGUUACAUCUUGGCCACAGUUGACGGCUGUUUGGAAGAAGGCCUUGGAGAAGUUCACAACUGUCGAUAUUGUUGUUCCAGGAGCCGGUCUGUUCGAGCCUCAAUGGUCCUCCUUCUGGGAACCACCCAAAACUGAGAGCAACGAGGAUAGUGUCUCUCGAGAUGAUGCCAAUGCGGAACCUGGACACUAUGCAGUCUUGGAUGUGAACCUGGUAUCUCCCAUUCGGCUCAGUCAGCUGGCUAUCGGGCAUUGGACAAAGACGAAGCAGAAGGGAUGCCUUGUACAUGUUGGCAGCAUGGCUGGCUACUUGGCUGGCAUAGCAACACCCUUGUACUUUGCGAGCAAGCAUGGCUUGCAUGGGUUCGUGAGAGCAUUGGGGGGAUUGCGUGAUGAUCUUGGUAUUCGAGUCGGCUGUGUUGCUCCCGGCGCAGUAGAGACCCCUCUGUGGCAUGAAGAUCCAACCAAAGCAGUCAUGCUAGACGAGGAUACAGUUCUGAUAGAUCCUCUAGAAGUGGCUCGAGGCAUGUGGCAACUUGUCGUCAACCCCGAGUAUGGCAAUGGCACCAUCCUCGAAGUGACCAAGGGAGAAACGAGAGUUGUGCCACUCUUCAAUGCACCAGUUCCGACCGGUGAAGGCAUUAUGGUACCUGGGUAUGAAGCUUCCAAGGACGCUCUGUAUGUGAAGCUGAAAACAGAGGGCUUGGAUGUAUGA
This is a messenger RNA of Fusarium musae, 918 nucleotides long. RefSeq lists its product as uncharacterized. The record is from RefSeq and is a predicted model, not a curated record. Gene Ontology annotation, cellular component: cytoplasm. The transcript is spliced from 3 exons. The coding region runs from base 1 to 918 and encodes 305 amino acids. Gene Ontology annotation, molecular function: oxidoreductase activity, acting on the CH-OH group of donors, NAD or NADP as acceptor. NCBI's taxonomy places the organism in Eukaryota, Fungi, Ascomycota, Sordariomycetes, Hypocreales, Nectriaceae.